AUUACAGCGAAAAUGAACUGCGUCGGAUGCCAGAGCAUGAACUAAAGAACAGAUAGUAGCUACUGGAAGUGAGACCUUCAACUCAUCUCAUAACGAUGAAGAACCGGCCGCGGUGAGCAAGCAACCGGCCGCACACGGUGCCCUCAAGAUCGCGCAACUUUAUCGCGCAACUGAGCCAUGUUGCAUUUAGGGGUGUCUGUAUUGUGCUCUUCUAGUUCGUGGCAAAUGAGCCUUAUGCAUGGUUGAGCUUUAGAGAAGCUGACUAUUUCAGAGUGGCCUCGGUCAGAGGCUCUGGAUAAAAUGAUGACGGCAAUACGCGGGCUCCGGCGAGAGGCAGGGAUCGAAUCUUUGGGUCGUCCGCGAAUCACUCUUUGAGGGUGCCAAAGCUCAGUUAAAACUUUGCGAGUGUUGAAGAACUCUUUGGGGCUUCCACUCCGUCUUGGCUGGAAUGGUGAUCCAUGUGUUCCCCGACAACAUCCUUGGAGUGGAGUGGACUGCCAGUUCGACGGAGUUAGUGGCAAAUGGAACAUAGAUGGAUUGGUGUGUUCAGUUAUGUUUGGUUCUCUCCACCAAAGAAGAAGGUUCACAGGAUACUCAAUGGCAUCAAUGGAAUCAUCAAGCCAUUGAGAAUGACGCUACUUCUAGGACCACCAGCUUCAGGAAAAACAACGCUUUUGUUAUCUUUGGCUGGGAAGCUUGACAAACAACUAAGAUUGUUUGAAGAAACCAAGGAGGGUACACUACCAAAAAAAAUUGCUAUUUAUCAGAUUGCAAAUAAAGAGGUUAUAAUUAUAUGCAAUCAUCAGCUCAGUGUUUCAAAGUCUCAUGAUGCUCAGAUGUCAAGAUUGAAUGAGAAAAUAGACGAGUUAAAGGCACAAAAGGAGGAGUUGCAAGUGGAUUUGAGCAGGCCAAGAAAAGGAAAGCCUACACUUAAGCAAAAGAAGAACUUGUCCCCUGAAGUGAGAGAAAUGAGAGGCUUUUCUACAAGCUUCUAAUAGAUAACGUUGAAGAGUUGCUUCCUGUUGUUUACACACCUACAGUUGGCGAGGCUUGCCAGAAGUAUGGUUGCAAUGCAUCUUUAGGCGACCACAAGGUCUUUAUUAUAUCAGUUUGAAGGAGAAGGGAAAGGGUCUUGAGGUGUUGAAGAAUUGGCCUGAGAGGAGCAUUCAGGUUAUUGUGGUUACUGAUGGUGAGCGCAUUUUGGGGCUUGGAGAUCUUGGAUGUCAGG
Messenger RNA from Asparagus officinalis (garden asparagus), 1228 nucleotides. Its product is annotated as DNA topoisomerase 1-like. NCBI's taxonomy places the organism in Eukaryota, Viridiplantae, Streptophyta, Magnoliopsida, Asparagales, Asparagaceae. Bases 522 to 995 code for a protein of 157 amino acids. Gene Ontology annotation, molecular function: DNA topoisomerase type I (single strand cut, ATP-independent) activity; DNA binding. The record is from RefSeq and is a predicted model, not a curated record. The transcript has 9 exons. Gene Ontology annotation, cellular component: chromosome; nucleolus. Gene Ontology annotation, biological process: DNA replication; DNA topological change; chromosome segregation.